Molecule: messenger RNA, 3169 nt
Organism: Cyprinodon tularosa
Lineage: Eukaryota; Metazoa; Chordata; Actinopteri; Cyprinodontiformes; Cyprinodontidae
Exons: 5
Coding region: 887-1780 (297 amino acids)
Molecular function (GO): receptor tyrosine kinase binding; growth factor activity; glial cell-derived neurotrophic factor receptor binding
Source: RefSeq, a predicted model, not a curated record
AUGUCUGUUGGCAGAUUCCUGCAACAGAGAAGCUCCGUGACUGGUCCGUGUGACCCCCCCCCCCCCCUCCCGCAGCAGGAACAAAAAGACAUCUGAGACAUGUGGAUGGGGAGGAAAGUUGAGAGCACUUGGUGAGGCCGCCACAGCGCUCCGGUUUCAUAAGUUCUCUGUGAGCCGAGGCGCGCAGGUUUUUACGCAUCGCAUCCAUUCCUGUCUCUGCCGAGGAAACAGGCAGCGGGUCCUUCUGUGGAGCAGAUAACAAAGUUUACUCUUUUUUUUUUUUCUUUAUCACGUAUUUUCUUAGAUUUUUAUGUCCUAUAAGAAAGAAACAAGUCAACGCGCAUUCAUGGAGGUUCAGAAACAGAGCUGCGUAAACUUGUGACACUGGGAGGCUUUUUUUUCUGCAUUCCUUUAAAUUCCACCUGAUGCGUAAAAAAGGUGGAGAAACUCCGGACUUCUCUGGUUCCGGCGCAGCUCCGCGGACGCGCGCGCCUCCCUCUCUCUCUUCCUCUCCCUGGACUUUCAGAAACCGACCAGAACUCCGUCCUGCUUGGAGCUCCAUCCGCGCCGUGUUGUUAUUUACUCAUUAGACUCCAUUAGAGGCAAGACUGAACAGGUUAGUGGAGGUAAAGAAAGAGGGAGCCUCGCCUGAAAAACUGGCUCCUGUUCAUCCAGCGAUGGUUUGACGUGAGUCACCGGAGCGACACAAGUAGAUUGGGGGGUGCUGAAACACCAAAGAGGGGAAAAGCGCAUUCUGGACGCGCUGAAAGGCGCAGGGAGGCGGCGCCUCGGAUCUUUUUUCGAUGGCUCCUUGCAGCCUGCUUCUGCCUCAGAUGAGACAUUUCGCCGCGGACAGUAGCGAGCCGUGACGCCACGCCGUGAAAACAUGACGCGUCGUAGCGCACGGAGAGCCGCAGGCGUCGGCGGCGGGUUUCCUGCUCCUUCCGAUGCGCACCGGGAGCGGAUUUCCCACGGGACAGCUGGUGGGACCAGAUGGAGGGUUUGGAGAAAGGAUAGACACAUUUCUUCUGUCAUGUCAGCAAAGGCUAAGGUGCUGCUCUGGGUGCUCAUCUCUUUGCUGCCUCUUGUGGAAGGAGCUCACAUGAGAGCCCCCACUGCUGCUGCCGCUGCCUCAGACUUAAAGCAUGCUGCAGGCCUCCUGGAGGCGCAGGAGGAGAGAGAGUUCCCAGUGACGCUGCCAGAGGUGGUGGAGGAUAAGGAGCAGGAGGAGGACAGCGACACCUACCCUACAUGGCAUGCUCUAUAUGAGCCCUUCGUUAUGGAGGAGAUGGAUGAUCAUCCCAUCGUCCGCUGGGCAGGGCGCUCCCCACGCUCCUCUGACCCCACGGAGCCUCAGCCCAAGGGAUCACAGAAGAAGAAAAAGAAACGAAAGAAGAAAGAAGAGGAGGAAGGUGAAGAGACCGGAAAAGCAGAUAGAAGAGGGAAAGGAAGAAGCAAACAACCGAAACAGAGCAGCAGGGACUGCCGGGUGGAGAAGAAAGAGAUGAAGGUCCGGGACCUUGGACUUGGAUUCGACUCCGACGAAAUUGUCCUUUUUAAGUUCUGCGUGGGCUCCUGCCAGAGCUCGAGAACAAACUACGACCUGGCGCUGAACGCACUGCUAGAAAACGGCUCGCUGCCUCGCCGCACUGCCCGUAAGGUCAGCAGGAACCCGUGCUGCCGGCCCGACCGGUACGAGCCGGUUUCCUUCAUGGACACCACCACGACGUGGAGGACCAUCCAGUCGCUCUCGGCUGCCAGUUGCAUGUGCAUCGGCUGAAACGCGCGGCCCAAACGAGCUGCAGCGACGCUCGGCGUUCUGUGGAUUUAAACUACGACCAGAGGGAAGCUGCGUCCCUCACCGAGCAUAGGAAGUUAUAGAGGCCUUUCUCUGGGUGCAGCUGGACAUUAAGGAGCUUAAAUCUUGUCUCACCUUUGUGUCCGACGCAGGAUUUAGGGCCCUCCGGGGGCCCUGGAACUCCUCCGACAAAACAACUCCUAUCUAAACAUGUUUUGGUUUUCUGUGGGAGAGACCUGACGGCUGAAGCUGAAGAGAUAAAAAAAAAAGCCUAGUUAAAGGAGAGACGGUGUGUUUAUACUGUAACUUUAACUAAACACACAGAUAGGACACUCACUGCAAACAGUGAAGCCAAAGAUUCCCAACAGUCUUUUCUGUCCCCUCCCCCCCAUUCACACAAACAGGGACCUCACCCCGUAUCUUCCUCUAUACGUUCAGGUGAACUCAGCCUAAUGGAUGCCAUGCAUCUUCCUGUAUUACUGUGUAAGAGUAACAUAUAUUUAUUACUGAUAAAUUAUUUAUUUAUUAUGGCUUCAUAUGAGAGCUGUUUUUUAUAAACGGUAUAAUGUAGAUACAAAUAUAUUUAUUUAUUGCCAAGAUUUCACAUUUCACUUCCACAGCUGCUUUUGUUGGAUUCCUCUCAAAUUAAAAACUAAACUAAACAAACAGCUAGUUUAUCUGUAGGUAUUGUCUUUUUUGUGCAGAUUAACCCAAACCAUCAAUCUGUAAAUUAUCCUCUGGCUAUUAUCUCGAUGUUUACCUAAGAACAGCCCCUUGGUUGUGAUUCUGGUUUGUAGGCAUGGGCCGGUAGACGACGCUGACAGCAUGGUGACACAAAGAAACAAUAAUAAACUUUUAUAGUAUUGACACAAACAUUGAAAGCAACACUCUGUAACUUUUGAUCCAACUUUUAGAUUAAUUUGAGACAUAUUCCAUGAUUUUUACAGGUCAAUUUUUAGUACUUUAGCAGAAAAAUUUUUGUUUUACGCUAAAAAUAAGAGUGUGUACUGAAAAAUUACUUUUUUUAAUUCAAUUCAGUUUAUUUCUCUUGCUCCAAUUCACAGCACAUGUCAUCUCAAGGCACUUUACAGUUCAAACAGAUCAUUCAGUCAAAUUUAUUUUAAAUUUUCUAAGGAAAACCAGCUGAUUGCAUCGACUCAUUGACUCUUCAGCAAUCCCUCACUAUAGUACAUUAUUUAGUUUCUUAUAUCAUGUUUAGCCAUGGUAGAGGGUCCAAAGAGCCACAUGCGGGUCCGGAUCCGCCGGUGGCAGACCCCUGGUCUAAAGUAUUCUUGCUAUAUGUGGGGAGUGUUGGCCUAGUGGUUAGAGCAGUGGCUCUGAGAAGGUUGCAAGUACCCGGUUUGAUCCCCA